Molecule: messenger RNA, 2463 nt
Organism: Colletotrichum abscissum
Lineage: Eukaryota; Fungi; Ascomycota; Sordariomycetes; Glomerellales; Glomerellaceae
Exons: 4
Coding region: 1-2463 (820 amino acids)
Source: RefSeq, a predicted model, not a curated record
AUGAGGCUCGCGUGGUACGCAGGGGUUUCCACGGCCCUGGCGGCCUCGGUCGUCGUAUCAGCCUUCCACCAACGAGCCAACUUUUACUCGGCCAUGGUCUACCUCGCGCAGAGCAACUUCUGCUUAUUGGUCCUGGUCAACUUCAUUUACCUCAUCUACGGUACCCUGAUAUACGGCCUGCAACGACUCCUGUAUGGCCCGCUGCGACAAGUUGAAGUCGAGCAACUUUCCGAAAAAGCCUGGUUCGCUAUUACCGAAACAUGCCUCGCGAUGACGAUAUUCCGGGAGGAGAUUGGCGCGUGGUUCCUCGUCAUGUUUACCGCACUGGUGACAGGCAAGGUCUGGGGCUGGAUUGGCGAUGGCCGCGUUGAGGUUCUCGAGCAACAGCCUCCUGCGAACCCGGGUCUCUUCCACACUAGGCUCAGCUUGUCACUCCUCUUAAGCUUGGUGUACGACACUUGGCUCCUUCGAUACACUGUCUCUACAGUUAUCCAACAAGCACGUCCUAACAUGAUGGUCAUGUUCCUCUUCGAAUUCGCUGUUUUGGCAACAUGCUCAGCACGAACCGGAAUUCGGUACUUGGUGUCAGUGAUGGAGCAGAACAUUGUCAAGACGCAAACGAGAUUGCGCCUGGAGGAGCGACGAAGACAAGUUCGCGAGGAGCGCGAGGAACUCAUCCGACAGCGCGAACAAAACGGUGCGGGUGAUGAUCAGCCCGAAUUGCCUCGUGAGGAGGACAUUGAUGAAAUGGACAUUGAGGUUCCUGGAUGGGAGGCAAAGGGUCAGUGGAUACUGAUCCUGGACCUUUUCGCUGAUUGUGUGAAACUGGCCAUCUACCUGGUGUUCUUCGGCAUCUUGCUCACAUUCUACGGCUUGCCGAUUCACAUCAUGCGUGACCUUUUCAUGACAGCCAGAUCUGUCAUUAAGAGGGGUUCAGCACUGUGGCGCUACCGCAAGGCUGUCGAAGACAUGAACAAGUAUCCUGACGCUACCGAGGAGGAUUUGGGACGAGAGGAUACAUGUAUCAUCUGCCGAGAGGAGAUGCGUCCCUGGGACCCAACCAACGGGGCCGUCGAACGUGUGCGACCUAAAAAGCUUCCGUGUGGACAUAUUCUACACUUUGGAUGCCUCAAGAGUUGGCUUGAGCGUCAACAAGUCUGUCCUACCUGCCGAAGCCCUGUUGUCAUUACGAACAACAACAAUAAUGGCGCCGUACCGCAGAAUCGGGACGCAAUGUUCGCUAGAAUUGGUCUCGGCGGGCUCGGAGCUGCGCCUGCUGUCCCACCUGGCCAGCAACCGCCUGCGAACCAUGCACCAGGCGCCGCUCCCGGCGGCCAGCCAGCUCAGCAACCGCCCCGAAACGGUGCAGCGCGAGUCUUCCAGCUUGGCCCUCUCCGCCUCGGUUUCGCCCAGGGCGAGAACAUGCAGCAGUUGGCACAGCAAAUGGGUGUUCCCCAGGAGGCCAUCCCUGCACCCUUCGCUCAGGGCGGUCCCGCUGGCCCUUUUACGCCCGCUGCACAAACGCCAGGCGGUAACAACAUGCCAGCUAUCCGGCAGCAGAUUCAACAGCUCGAGCAGAUGAUACAGCGUGAGGUGUCAACCCUCCAGAGCAUGCACCAGGAACUGCAGACACUACAUCUUCUUACAGCAGAGCUGAGCCGUAUUCGCCAGCUGCAGCAGCUUACAGAACAGGCCCAAAAUGUACCCCAGAAUCCUGGACCGACCCCGCCGGUGUUCAACCUGGGCCAGCCACAGCAGAUGCCACUUCCGGCAAUGUCGUUAUCGCAAGUGCCCAUCCAUCAUACCCUGCGUGUGAACGGCCCAGUAGUGACACGGCAUGGAGCCGCAAACCACUCCAACGCAAUUCCGGCCGGCAGCUCUGAGCUCCCAGAAGGCGUAGUGAUCCCACCUGGAUGGUCACUUCUUCCUCUUCAGCGGAUAGAAGGCGCCCCCGGAUCUCAGCCCUUCCCCGAAAGGCCGUUGUCGGCGUCGGGCGAGACAGCUCAGCCUUCGGAGGCACCUGUCCCGCAAGCUCCAGUCGUUGGCGUGACCCAGGAUGCCGACUCAACUCACCCUGCUACGAAUGACUUCUCAACGCGCUCUACCGUCCACGAGCAAAGACAGGAGCCCGUUGGCUCUGGUCAUGAUGUCUCCACGAAUCAGACGGACCCGCCGCCGGUCCUUGCCCCGAACCCGGUGCUACCUAACUGGGGCGGUGCGAACCAGCUUUUCGGCAACGGACGUGGUUUGCCGGGAUUGGGCAACAACGCCCCAUCGGAGACGUCUAUCGAUGAACCCCCGAGAUACGAUGAGGACGCGCCUAGAAGUUCGCCAGAGAAGACGUCCGCCACGGCCCCCGCGGUGGCCGAGGGAAGUGCCGAGGAGGAAGGCGGUAGUAGUAGCAAGGGCAAAGCCAAGGCCAAGGCCGUCACGGUCGAGGAAGCCGUUGACGACGACGAAUAA